Molecule: messenger RNA, 6698 nt
Organism: Bombina bombina (fire-bellied toad)
Lineage: Eukaryota; Metazoa; Chordata; Amphibia; Anura; Bombinatoridae
Gene: NAB1
Product: NGFI-A binding protein 1
Exons: 8
Coding region: 550-2082 (510 amino acids)
Biological process (GO): negative regulation of DNA-templated transcription
Cellular component (GO): nucleus
Molecular function (GO): transcription coregulator activity; transcription factor binding
Source: RefSeq, a predicted model, not a curated record
UGGGUGCAGCUUUGGGAGGUGCCUGGGACUUAAUGGUGCAAGCUACAUUUUUUUCUAUUAUUAUUUCUCCUCUCUCUCCCUCCUCCUUGGAUGCCUGUUCCUUUCCCCUGCUGGAGUAUGAUUUGAUGUUUGGUAUUCCAUGCAGCAAGCAAGCAGCAACCACCCACGCCCUGCCUGCCUCCCACGCCAGGAUCUGCGUCACGGGGCUUGUGUGGGAGGGAGACAGAGAGAGAGAGCUGUGCUCUGUAGCAAAAGCGGAAUAUCCCAACCCGGUCCUAAAGAGAGGGGGGUGGACGUGGGGUGGAAGCGCAACCUCUUUCGCCUUGUAUGCAAACGCAAACAGAGACACCCCCUUCGUGAGAUAUUGCACAAGCCCCACAAGAAGAGGCUGCUCUGUAACAAAGUAUCAUCCAACUAUCCUGUGCUGAGAUACAAGCGAAGGGGCAAGGGACCCUCUGGAUGGGGCAGCAGCACUGAACAUUGGGACAGGGGGCAAUAAACCUCAAUGUUCUACCUGCUCAGUCUGUAAAAUAUCUCUACUGAUCAGUCAUGGCAUCUUCAUUACCCAGGACCCUUGGAGAGCUUCAACUGUACCGGAUAUUACAACGCGCUAACCUCUUGUCUUACUUUGAUGCCUUUAUCCAGCAGGGUGGGGAUGAUGUUCAGCAGCUCUGUGAAGCAGGAGAGGAGGAGUUUCUUGAAAUAAUGGCACUAGUUGGAAUGGCAAGUAAACCACUUCAUGUUAGGAGACUACAAAAGGCAUUAAGAGACUGGGUUACCAAUCCAGCACUCUUUAACCAGCCCCUGACAUCUCUGCCCGUUAGCAGCAUCCCAAUUUAUAAACUCCCAGAAUCCUCCCCUUCUUUGCUUGGAAUAACAUCCAGCAGUUAUGAAAGAAACAGCAAUACUAGAGAACCACAUCUGAAGAUUCCUAAGUGUGCCGCAACCACCUGUGUACAAAGUGUGGGCCCAGGAAAAUCAGAUGGGGUGGGAAAUUCUCCUCUUCAAAGCAACAGUGAAGGAAGACACUGGCCGAGUCACCAUACGACGGAGAGCGAGCACAGCUUGUCUCCGGCAGACCUUGGGUCUCCUGCAUCGCCGAGGGACACCACUGAAACCUUGGAUGCAGCAGCUACACUUUCUGUGACUGAAUGUGUUGAAAGGAUGGUGCCCUCUAUCCCCAAAAGUGACUUGAAUGAGGUCAGGGAAUUACUGAAGACUAACAAGAAGCUAGCAAAAAUGAUUGGGCAUAUCUUUGAGAUGACAGAUGAGGAUCCUCGAAAGGAAGAGGAAAUUCGCAAGUACAGUGCUAUCUAUGGGCGGUUUGAUUCAAAGCGGAAGGACGGGAAACAUCUGACUCUGCACGAGCUAACAGUAAACGAAGCAGCCGCUCAGCUUUGCAUGAAGGACAUCGCUCUACUGACCAGGAGAGAUGAGCUUUUCACACUUGCACGCCAGAUUUCCCGUGAAGUAACGUACAAGUACACGUAUAGAGCUACAAAGUCUAAAUGUGAAGAAAGAGAUGAACAUUCACCGAAGAGAAUUAAAAUGGAGGAUAAUUUCUCAGAAUAUCAGGAAACGCUACUAUCACUUCACCAGCAGUUGGAAGCGCUAAAGGAGCAGCUCGUUCUGGCAAAAGCUAAAGGCGAGGAAGCAGCUGUUCACAGUUUGCAGGUCCAGUUAGAGAAAGUGGUGGCAAAACAGAUGGAAGUUUACCGUAACUCAGGGUAUGAAAGACUACAGUAUCCCGAAAGAUGUCUUUCUGCCGGUCUUUACAGACAGAACUCAGAGGAGAGUAGUCCGACAGCCAUGGCAUCAGAUAGCUCUGAUGGUCAAGGUGAAAGGCCACUGAACCUUCGAAUGUCGAACCACCAGAGUCGACCACUGCAGCAAGUUAUGUCAGAUGGAGAACAACACUUAGGGAAGCAGAUGUGUAAUGAACUAAGCAGGCUUUACUCCAGCAGCGAGACCAACUCACAAUCUUCAGCAGAUAGUCUUGGAAUGCUUAAAGAUUACUCACAAGCAGCCUUAAACAGCACAGAAAGAAAAAUCAUCAAAAUGGAGCCAGAAGAUGUGCGAUAGCUAGCAAGACAAUCUGCUCAUCAUUCCAGGAGUUUACCAGUGCAACAAGCAAGCCUUAAACCCUUACCAGUGUUGCCUCAUCUAAAUAUACAAUACCACAUUCAAAGCCAAAGCUUACAGACUGAUACCAUAUGUAAAAAGAGAAGCUAGACUGCAGAUACAAUGGAUCUGACGGACACACAUUCCUUUCAUUGCCUUCACUAUAAGGCAUAGCUCACAAAUUAAUACAGUGGGCUUCCAAUAUUUAUGAAUGUAAAACGUUUCUGUGUAAGUUAUAGAACAGCGUAAUUAUUAGAACAUGUAUUCAGUUUUCAUAGAUGUGAAUACUGUUCAUUUUACUUGAAAUUUAGUGUCUGUUGUAUCUAUUCUAGAUAUUAAUAUUAACCAGCUUAGGUUAAAAAAAAUAUCCUUUACAUUACAGGAAGGAGAGAUAGGGUAACUUAAUAAUUUGUUUGCAAUAAGAAAAAAAACCAUUUUGAAUUUGUGUUCGUAAGUGGAAGAAAUGUAUGUAUGUAAAUGAUAUAUCCUUCAGUAACGUAUAAGCAGUACUGGGAAAGGCAUCUUGUCACACUGUGAUAUGGAUUCUUUAGUAAAUGAGCGACAAGAAUAGAUGUCCUACAUUUUGUUGCUUAGCUAUAAAGAAAAGAAGAAUCUCAUAAUUAUUGUGACUGUCUGCAGUGAACUAAAUUCUAGAGAAAGAGAUAUCUAUUAAUAAUCAUUUAAAUAUAUAUAUAUAUAUAUAUAUAUAUAUAUAUAUAUAUAUAUAUAUAUAUAGUGUGUGUGUGUGUGUUUUUGUUGUUGUUGUUACAUAAAUUAAAGGGCCAUAAUUAUAUAGUUAAACUGUAAAGGUCAGUUGAAAAGAAAAAUCAUAAUUACUGGGUAAAUGAGAUUUUGUUUUAAUGAAUCCAUUUGGAAGGGAACAAAAAUAAAUACAUCUAUACUGAAGCUUGUAGGUAGAGAAUGUAAGCAAGCGUUCUUGUUCUAGUCAUUAGGAUUCAAUAAAUAAAACAGGGCAAGUUAAAGCAUUAAAGGGACAUUAAACAUUAAUAUUUUGUGCUAUUGGUAAAGUGAGGCACACACUCAUUGAAAUAAAAGUACUUAUUUUUUAAUAAAGAGACCAUUAAUGUCCAGUUUACCUUAUGCAGGAGGUGGUUGCAUACUGAAGAUGUCUUUAACUCUGCUAAUUGCUACACAGUGAUAACAGAUCAGUUAAGAAGCUGUUUGACCCUUAUUAUACAGGUAUUUGGAAAUGUAGUAUGUACCUUUCUCACAGAGGUAGAGCAUUUGAUUAGCUAAACAAUCCAGGUAGUUCUCUGUCAUUAAAUUCAUUGUUUAUCUUUGGACUAUUCAAAAUGGUGGCACUGUAGAGCCAAAGCAAAAUAAUGGGUUAUUGUAUGAGAGAGGGCUCUGAGCCAUAACACUUAUUCCCAGUACUGCUUAUAACACCAGGGCUGGUGUCACUAAACCUGUACAUGUUCUCAACCAAAAAUGAUUCCUCUGCGGUUUUAUUUAAUACAUUUUCCCUAUAAGUACUAAUAGCAGCAAAACAGAAUCAUUUUGAGUGUUUCAUUUGUUUUAUAAUUUACAACAUUCCCACACUUUAAAAUUGAACUUGCUGAUUUAUAUGUUGACUGUAGGUUUACAAUUCUCAGUGACACUAGUUAAACCACCUUACUAUAAGCCAUGCUUUGCUAAUUCUCACACAGGGGCCUUUGCAUACCCUUUUUAUGUUCUAUGUAUUGGAACAAUUCCUUUCCAUUUUAAAUGUUGCUUUUACUAGGACAUGUCUUACAUUAAAUGUUAUUAUUUCCGUUUAGAUCAGCAUUGGAAACUCCAGCUACCUUUACAAACUAGAGUGCAAAAUAUUCCUUAAAAAUUCAUUUUUGCCCCUGUACUCCCUGCGGUCUUUAUACUGCAAGCUUUUGCUUGAUGCUGUACACUUUGAUACUAAUUGUAAAACCAGUUCUCUACAUUAAUGAUUUAAGCAUUAGCUAUAUAACUACCAUUCCUUUCUGUAUCAUUACAUUUAUUGGGCCAAAUCCUACCUGUUUUUGCUGACACCUGCCCUGUAUUAAUGUUGUGGAAAUUUUAUGUUUAGUAAUAAAUAUAUGGCUGGUUCUUUAUCUUCUAUAUAAAGAGCGGUAAUCCUUUAGGUCUUGCUUUCACUGUAAACAAAAUGUGAGAUGUGUUGUCUGCACUGUAGUCUCAAAUCACUGUAAACCUUCACACGUUCUAUUCUAUUCUUGCUUCUAGUUUGUGUUACAGUAGUGAAAAAAUAGACUAGGUCAAUGACAAGCUUAAAGGGAAAGUUUACUCAAAUAUUUUCUCCCCUUUAAUUUGUUCCCAAUGAUCCCCUUUACCUGCCUGAGUGUAUUAAAUAGUUUACAAGUAUUUCCAUUACCCUUAUAUUAGCAUUUGAAAUAUUUUAUUUAGCUUGUGGUAUCUCCACCCAUCCUGAAAGUUUUUGGCCUCAAGGCCAAGCUGGGUUAACACAGCGAGUAGAAGAAAUUACACUCCCAGUGGGUUAUAGAAGAGCUAAAAUAAUAAAAUCUUAAUUUUCCAUUGUUCUCUCCAAGUACUGGUGAUUGAUUUAUGGACAUAUAUAAGAUAAAGAAGCAGGUAUAUGUACACAAUGUGAUAAAGUAAUGAGAUCUGAUUAUACCUACAAGCUUAACCCAUUUUAUUUGGUUGUGGCUUCAAAACACAAAAUCAGCUAAUUCAUAUACACAAAUAAGCCUUAAAAAAGCAAAUCUCAAACAUUUAUACUCUGCAGCUGGUAAAAAAAAGUAAUUGGAAACACAUUAAGGGAAAAACUAUUUUAUAGUAUACUGUCCCUUUAAAUGUACAGUUGUAUUCUCAGUUAGUUCCUUGUGAUGUAAAAUAUUGUCUGUGGUAGUCUUUUUGUAUCUUUGUAAGAAAUCAGGUUUGUCCUCAUGGGUCUUGGUUGAAAUUAUUCCUAAAAAAGUACCAGAUUUUAGAGUUCUAUUAAAAUAUACUGCAUAAGUGUUAUUAUAAGGUAAGUGACAUGGCCAUUUCUUUUCAGGUAUAUAAGCUUUAAGACAAUACAUUUGCAGUAUAUUAAAUAUAGGUUCCAAACUAAAUUAUGUUCAUAGAGCAGGGACAUUAAUUUGAAGACACACACCCAACCUAAUAGAUGUAAGGUUUUUAUUCACACACACACAACCUAAUAGAUGUAAGGUUUUUAUUCACACACACACAACCUAAUAGAUGUAAGGUUUUUAUUCAUGCCCUCCUUGAGUUAGAGGACAUCGAUUUAGAAUUUUAAAAUGAGCCUAGAAUACACAGAGCUAAUAUCAACUAGACAUUUGCAUUUCAUUUAUAAUUUUUCUGUGUUUUCAUGGUAAUAAUGUAUCAAAGAUCAAGAAUACUGCCUCUUCAUGAGUGAUAGCUGAGCAAGAUAAGUAACUAUUUUGCAAGAAGUUUAUUAUUUCAUUUGUGUAAAUGUUUAACUUCAUUCUUAUGAAAUAGAGAUUCACAUUUGCAUAACUUAAAAAGUUUUGCAGUUUUAAUGUGUACUAAUCUGUGCUUAUACAAUCUAUUAACAUACACACUUUCUACUUUGAGCAACAACUCAAACGGUUUGUUACGUGAUCUCUUUUCUAGCUAAAAAUCAAACUGAGAUAAGCCUAGCAGAAUAGAUUGAUUUUAUUUUCAAAUUGCUAGUCUUCAUUAAAGGGAUACUAAACCCAAAUAUUUUCUUUUAUGAUUCAGAUAGAUAGAUUUUUCUUCGGUCUCUUGCUAUCUUUAUUUGAAAGAAAACAAAAACAGGAAUCUAAGCUAAGGAUUCAGCAAGUGCAACCCAGAUGCUGGAAAAAAAAUGGGCUGGCUCCUACGCUUACAUUCUUGCUUUUCAAAUAAAGAUAGCAAGAGAACAAAGAAAAUUUGAUAAUAGGAGUAAAUUAGAAAGUUGCUUAAAAUUGUACGCUCUAUCUAAAUCAUGAAAGAAACAAUUUAGGUUUAGUAUCCCUUUAAAGUAUUCACGUUGCCUUGUAUUUAUUAAGUUAUUUAUUAUAUAAGUUGCUAAUACAUAUGUUAAUAGUGUAUUCAUGGAACAUUAAUACUACACAGCUUCAAUUAGAUCUUUUACAGCAUUAAUAUGUGAGCUUUUCAUAAUGCUUGCAUUAAAGGGGAUAUGUGAUCUCUAAUUACAAUCAACAACAUUUGCUCUAAGAUGAAAAUUGUGUUUAUAGAGUGCAUAAUGCAGCACAAGCAUGUCAGUAGGUAAUAAUCUAUAUUGCAAUUAAACAUUUUAGAAUAUACUUGAUCUGUUCUUGUUCCCAGAAUGGCAGUGAUUAACACAGCCUCAACAUUAGUUAGUAAUCCCUGCUCAGUCUGUAUUUCCAUCCCACUUAUUGGUACUCUACCUGGCACGAUUGACUAUUUUGCACAGAAUUUCAGAUAGUCUUAAUUCUAAAUUGUAUAAUGUGUGUAGGUGUCUUAAUGUUAUGCAGAUAUUUUAUGUUUAGUAGUAAGAGCUGGAAAAAAGAAGCCUUUCAUCUAAAAGUUCACAGAUUCUGUAGAUUUAAAUUUUUAUUUUGGAAACACUAAUGUAUUUAACUUCUUAUAAUUAAAGUAUAUAAUGUAUAUAUUUUUAA